GAGAUGGAAGAGUUUGUCCAGAGCUCUGGAAAACAUGGUAUUGUCGUGUUUACUUUGGGAUCAAUGGUCAGGAACAUAUCAGAAGAAAGAGCCAAUGUGAUUGCAUCAGCCCUUGCCCAGAUUCCGCAAAAGGUUCUAUGGAGAUUUGACGGCAAGAAACCAGAUACCUUAGGGCCAAAUACUCGGCUCUAUAAGUGGAUCCCCCAGAAUGACCUUCUUGGUCAUCCAAAAACCAAAGCCUUUAUAACUCAUGGUGGAACCAAUGGCAUCUAUGAAGCGAUCUAUCAUGGGAUCCCUAUGGUGGGCAUCCCUAUGUUUGCAGAUCAACCUGAUAACAUUGCUCGCAUGAAGACCAAGGGAGCAGCUAUCAGAAUGGACUUCAACACCAUGUCUAGUGCAGAUUUGCUCAAUGCAUUGAAAACAGUCAUUAAUGACCCAUCGUGA
Messenger RNA from Myotis lucifugus (little brown bat), 444 nucleotides. RefSeq names its product UDP-glucuronosyltransferase 2B31-like. Lineage: Eukaryota; Metazoa; Chordata; Mammalia; Chiroptera; Vespertilionidae. The transcript is spliced from 3 exons. Gene Ontology annotation, molecular function: UDP-glycosyltransferase activity. The record is from RefSeq and is a predicted model, not a curated record. The annotation marks the transcript as partial.